Penicillium nucicola is the source of this 1707-nucleotide messenger RNA. Its product is annotated as cytochrome P450. The transcript is spliced from 5 exons. The coding region runs from base 1 to 1707 and encodes 568 amino acids. Lineage: Eukaryota; Fungi; Ascomycota; Eurotiomycetes; Eurotiales; Aspergillaceae. The record is from RefSeq and is a predicted model, not a curated record. Gene Ontology annotation, molecular function: monooxygenase activity; iron ion binding; oxidoreductase activity, acting on paired donors, with incorporation or reduction of molecular oxygen.
AUGUUAGCACCCGAGGGAAUCGCUGUCGUAGUGGGUUUAUUAGCUCACCAGCUGAUUUUCAUAAAUGGCGAGUGGCAUCUGCGAGGGCCAAGUGUGGUUGUCUUUCAUAUAAUCUUUGGAAUCAUCCUAUACUCCGCCGUCCUUUUCCUUCGUCCCGACAGCCGCAAGAGCAAUGUCAAUCGAGUCACACUCUCUAUACUAAUUUACCACAUCUCCCUGUUCAGCAGUAUUACGAUCUACCGAAUAUUCUUCCACCGCUUACGAAGAUUUCCCGGCCCACGACUGGCAGCAUGUACCAAACUCUGGCAUGUCUGGAAAUGCCGUGACUCGCGAGGCCACCUCGUUCUUCAGGCGUGGUAUGAAGAAUACGGACCAUUCGUGCGAACAGGUCCCAGCGAAACUACAAUCUUUCACCCUGAAGCAUACGAAGCAAUGGACGGGGCUCACAAUCGAAAUACUCGAUCCGACUGGUAUGAUCUACUAUACCCGCGAAUUUCAUCAAUCUUCACCCGCGACAAGAAACUUCAUAAUGAACGACGGAAAAUGUGGGAACAAGCUCUUAGUACCCAAUCCCUACAACAAUACCACCGCAGAGUCAUAGAAAAGGUCCACACCCUGGAGAAUCUCAUCGCAGCGGAAGUAUCAACUCCAGUCCUGGUAAAUGACCUGAUGUACUUCUUCGCAUUCGACUCAAUGGGGGAUUUUGCCUUCAGCGAAGACUUCGGCAUGAUGCGCACCAAGCAAUGGCACUCAUCUAUUGCGAUGCUGCGAUCGGCGCUCACCUUGCUGGGACCAUUUAGUCCGGCUAUCUGGAUUCCGAGGCUCGGAUUUGCUUUUAUACCCGGGUUAUGGAAAGUCAGGCAUUGGUUUUACAUGCUUCAAUUCUGUGAUGAGUGUAUCGCGAGACGGGUGAAGAAAGUGCUUCCCGAUCGGGACAUCGCGUCUUGGUUUAUCGAAGAUCAUGAGAAGCAUGGAUCAGAUCCUACACGCGCACAGUGGUUGAGUGGUGAUACUGCUACACUUGUUGUUGCUGGAAGCCUAACACUUCUGAUAUACUUCCUCGCGCGAUUCCCUAACCAUGCGGAACGAGUAAAUAACGAGCUUCAAGAUAUAAACAUCGAAGACCCAGUCAUUCUAUCUACCCUCCCUCAUCUAAACGGCACAAUAAACGAAGCAAUGCGACUGCUGCCCGCCGUACCAACAUUCAGCUCUCGAGUAACACCACCGGAAGGUCUGGUAAUCGAUGGGAAAUUCAUACCAGGAGGGACGAAAAUUUGUGCUCCUCGGUACACAAUUGGUCGACGUGCGGAUUUCAUCCCAUUUUAUCACAUUGUACAAAGAGAAGCUGACAGGCCACCAGUAACAUCAGCCUUUAUCAACCCCCACUCGUUCAUCCCAGAGCGGUGGUACAGUCGACCGGAGCUGAUACGAGACAAAAGGGCUUUUGCACCAUUUGGUAUAGGUAAGAUGCUACCCAAGGUGUUUGAUGACAGCGAAGGACAUAUGCAUCGGCCUUUCUGGCGUACAAGUUGUGUUGGGCGUCAUUUGGCACUCGCACAGAUUCGACUUGUUGCCGCUGCUUUGGUGUCAAAAUAUCAAAUCAAAUUUGCGCCAGGGGCAGGCUUGGGGGAGGCUGUUGAGAGGGAUAUGAGAGAUCAACUUACUGCGCAGCCUGGGGCUUGUUGGGUUGUUUUUCAUCCGAGGUGA